Messenger RNA from Naegleria fowleri, 1305 nucleotides. RefSeq lists its product as uncharacterized. The record is from RefSeq and is a predicted model, not a curated record. Gene Ontology annotation, cellular component: nucleus. The transcript has 3 exons. Bases 1 to 1305 code for a protein of 434 amino acids. Gene Ontology annotation, biological process: base-excision repair. Gene Ontology annotation, molecular function: double-stranded DNA 3'-5' DNA exonuclease activity; phosphoric diester hydrolase activity; DNA-(apurinic or apyrimidinic site) endonuclease activity. NCBI's taxonomy places the organism in Eukaryota, Heterolobosea, Eutetramitea, Acrasida, Naegleriidae.
AUGAAAAGAAAGUUGAAUUCCGUUUCGGGUUCAAGCAAUGCCGCAGGAAAAGGCUCUUCUUCUUCAGGUUCUGCUCCUACUGCAACUUUCAAAGGGCCUAAAAAACCCAUGAAACAAUCAAGAUUAAAUUUCGGAACGGUUUUGGUAAUAAAGAAAGAACCUAGCAGCAGUGAUGGUGAGGAUUCGGAAAAGGCACAAACAAAUAAUAUGAAGAAUAACGAUGUCGUAGUGGUGCUAGAUGAGGAGGGUGAACAAUCUGAAAAUUCAAUUCUUGAAAGUAACAAACAUUUGCCCAAUUCGAUUGGCAUUCUUAGUGCAACUUCUUCGAACAUGUUGUCACGAUUUUCAAAUUCUUUAGAGAGUAUUAAUUCAUCAUCAUCUUUUUCUGAAUUAUCUACAAUACUCGGAACUGAUCAUCCCUAUGACACGAACAAGCAAUUCAAAUUUAUUAGUUGGAAUGUAAAUGGAAUUUCUGCCAUUGUUCGAAAACAACCCAAUUAUCUAAAAAGAAUUUUCGAGAAUGAAAUGCCAAUUUGUGUUUGUCUACAAGAAACAAAAUUAUCUACAGAUAUUAAGAUUGCUGACAUGCAAAAAUUUCAUUUCAAAGGUUAUGAAAGUCAUUUCAACACAUCAGAGGCAAAAAAGGGUUAUUCAGGGACUGCAGUGUAUAUUUUGAAAAAGAGCCCUUAUCGAGUUCUUCGUGUAAAGUUUGGAAUUGGAAUUGAAAAACAUGAUCAAGAAGGGAGAUGCAUUACUGUGGAGUUUGACAAAUUUUAUUUGGUCAAUACUUAUUGCCCCAAUUCUGGACAAAACCUCGAACGCUUAGAAUACAGAACAAAAGAAUGGGAUGUGGAUUUAUUGAAAUACUUUGAAAAAUUGGAAAAGAAAAAACCAGUGAUAUGGACAGGAGAUUUAAAUGUUGCUCUCACACCCAUUGAUAUAUACAAUCCAGAAGGCAAUGAAAAAUGUGCUUGCUAUACACCUCAAGAACGUGCAAGUACUCCAAUUGUCACAAAAACAAAUCCUCCCUUCAUUGAUGCAUUUCGACUCAUUCACGGCAGCAAGAAAUUCUGCUACACAUAUUAUGGAUAUCGUAAUAACAAGCGUGACAAGAAGGAAGGUUGUCGAAUUGACUAUUUUAUUUGUAGCGAAUCCUUAAAACCUUUCAUUGAGGAUUGUUACAUUUUGGAUGACUAUUAUGGAAGUGAUCAUCUUCCUAUUGGACUAAUUCUGAGCAAUGGUAGUAGUUGCAGUCUCAAUUCAAACUCAACUGUAGAUGUGGAUCUUCAAACAACAACUCUGUGA